UCAUGGGCAAAGGAGGAGCAUUAAGCGAAGGCGUGUUAAAGAACAUCAUCCUUUCUUACACAUACGUUGCCAUAUGGAUCUUCCUAAGUUUCACCGUAAUUGUCUACAACAAAUUCAUCCUAGACCGUAAAAUGUACAAUUGGCCAUUUCCGAUCUCACUCACCAUGAUUCACAUGGGUUUUUGUUCUUCAUUAGCUUACAUUCUUGUCACCAUUCUUCAAGUUGUUGAACCGGUCCAAAUGACACGCGAUGUUUAUCUAAAAUCCGUCGUACCUAUUGGUUUGCUUUACUCCAUUAGCUUAUGGCUUUCAAAUUCCGCUUAUAUCUAUUUAUCAGUUUCUUUUAUUCAAAUGCUAAAAGCCUUAAUGCCCGUUGCGGUUUACUCUAUUGGUGUUCUGUUUAAAAAAGAACCUUUUAAAUCACAAACCAUGAGUAAUAUGUUGUCCAUUUCUUUUGGUGUCGCGAUUGCUGCUUAUGGUGAAGCAAAAUUUAAUGCGUGGGGUGUUAUGUUACAACUUGGUGCGGUUGUUUUUGAGGCGACACGUUUGGUUUUGAUUCAAAUCUUGAUGACAUCUAAAGGAAUUACAUUUAACCCGAUAACAUCUCUAUAUUACGUUGCACCUUGUUGUUUGGUUUUCUUGUCGGUCCCUUGGAUGGUUGUUGAGCUUCCUGUAUUAAGAGAAACAUCUAGUUUCCAAUUUGAUUUUGUGGUGUUUGGGACAAAUUCAUUUUGCGCUUUUGCAUUAAAUCUUGCGGUGUUUUUGCUUGUUGGAAAGACGUCUGCUUUGACUAUGAACGUUGCAGGGGUCGUUAAAGAUUGGUUGUUGAUCGCGUUCUCUUGGUCCGUGAUUAAGAAUACGGUGACACUGAUUAAUUUAUUUGGUUAUGGGAUCGCAUUCUUGGGUGUUGCUUAUUAUAAUCAUGCAAAGUUGCAAGCACUUAAGGCUAAAGAUGCAGAAAAUAAGCCUGUUGAGGAGGUUGGAAAGCUUUUGGAAGAAAGUAGAGAAUUAGAUGGAUCAAGGAAAAAUGAGUCAAGUGGUUAGAUUAAUUUGAUGCAUAAAUUUUCAUAUAUGUUACGAUUUUGUUUUGUUCAAUUUCGUUUUGAGUUUAGAAAUUAUGCAUAUGUGAACGAUGAACUUCGAUUCAAUUCGUGUUU
This is a messenger RNA of Erigeron canadensis, 1156 nucleotides long. Its product is annotated as probable sugar phosphate/phosphate translocator At5g25400. Gene Ontology annotation, molecular function: antiporter activity. NCBI's taxonomy places the organism in Eukaryota, Viridiplantae, Streptophyta, Magnoliopsida, Asterales, Asteraceae. Gene Ontology annotation, cellular component: Golgi apparatus; endosome; trans-Golgi network. The transcript has a single exon. Bases 3 to 1043 code for a protein of 346 amino acids. The record is from RefSeq and is a predicted model, not a curated record.